AUGGAAAGGGAAAAGUGGAAAGGGAAUUGCAAUAGCAACAGCAACAUCAAUGGGUACUAUUACGACAGGGUUGGGUGUGAUUAUUACAUCGGAGAGGUGCCCAGCAGAGAACGUAGCCCUACCAAGGCUUCUUCGCCUCCCAGACUUGGAUACAUCGAACACCAUGUUUCCAAAUUCGAUACCUUGGCUGGUGUCGCUAUCAAGUAUGGUGUUGAGGUUGCAGACGUCAAAAAGUUGAAUAACCUAGUUACAGAUCAUCAAAUGUUUGCCCUUAAAACUCUCCACAUUCCGCUACCUGGAAGGCACCCUCCAUCUCCUUGUUUAUCAAAUGGUUCCAGUACUCCUGGAUAUGGUAACUCAGAUUAUAGUUCUCCUACUCAGGCACACAGUGAACUGCUUGAUUCAUUCCAAUCCCUGAGAAUAAAGUCAUCUGACCGGAGAGUCUCACCAGCCAUGAUCUCAUUACAGGGUUACUAUGGACUUAAAGGGUCCUCAUGUCCCACUGAAGAUGGUAAUACACCUAUGUCUGAAAGACCUUUGAGUUGUCACCGAAAAUCUAAAAGUUUGGUCAAUGUAAUUUUGGAAGAGAUCAUGGAAAAAUCGAAUGGUGCACCAGCGGCAAAAACCAGGGAAAUUGACUCCACUAAAUGGAAUGACAAACUUGUCCAGAGACGUCAGAAAUCUGUAGCUGACUUUACCAGGAUACCAGAGUUGCGUUUGAGGGAGGAUAAUAGCAACACUGGUGUUCUUCCGUCAAGAACUGGAAAAGGCUUAGCUCUGAGACAGAAAGCACCUAGCCGAAACUCAAUGGUAACUGAUUCUGAAAAUAAUGGUUUGAAUCCUGUGGCAAUGGGUAUGGGGGAUGCUUCACUAAAUGUUGGUUCAUCUGGGGUGAGGAAAUCAUCAAGUACUUCCUGUUUACAUGAUCAAGAUAACAGUGGCUCCUCUUCCAUUUGGCCAACAUCAAUGUGGAAUUUGAAACCAGACUUGCAAGCCCUCUCAACUGCAGCCAUUGGAAAACCAAUAUUUGAUGGCUUGCCCAAGCCAAUAACUGGUCGAAAAAAUAAAGCUGCACUUGAUUAA
This is a messenger RNA of Sphenostylis stenocarpa, 1083 nucleotides long. The record is from the annotation of a GenBank genome assembly. Lineage: Eukaryota; Viridiplantae; Streptophyta; Magnoliopsida; Fabales; Fabaceae.